GCGCAGUCAGUGUGUCGACAGGGGUAGAAGACGCGUUUACUUUGGAAGAAUAUAUGUUCUUGACAACUUGCUCUAGCUUAUAUACAUAACGGGAAAAAUAUCAAUACGCAAAGAGAAGAAUAGUCGAUCUUUGAAAAUAAUCGUCUCGCAUUUUGCUUAAAUACUGAUCUUGUUGAAUUGUGGUUUGUCGAUUUAAAACGACAGUCAAUUGUACGGCGCGCGGCGAAAAAUAGAACUCUUCUCGAACGCGCGCUUGUGCGCGUGAAAAUUUAAUCGAUUCUGAAGUUCCAUCUAAAUUGUACGAGUGAUUAACGGAGAAAACUAAAAAGAUGGAUUAUUCUUACUUUAUAACGGAUGUCUCCAAACGCAGACGACCUGCUACGACGCGUGAGCUAACUAAAAUAGCGUAUUCCGCGCCGAAAAGGAUCAUUUCCUUGGCAGAGGGAAUGCCCAACGAACUGACGUUUCCGUUCUCGGAAUUCUCGGUUAAACUCAACGACGGUUCGUCCUUCACUCUCGACAAAGAUGAAUUAAGCGCCGCUCUUCAGUACAUACCCACGCAAGGCUAUCCUCCCCUCGUGCAGUCCCUGAGGGAAUUCCAGAGAAGGGCACACGCGCCGCCUUUAUGGGAGAGCCGCGACAUAGUCGUCGUCUCGGGGUCGCAGGACGGUCUCAGCAAGACUCUGGAGGCUAUAAUCGGCACCGGUGAUCCGAUUUUGGUUCCCGACCCUUUCUAUCCCGGCGUCGAAGUUGUGGUAGCGCCUCACAAAGCGGAAUUUAUAUCGAUCCCGCAAGACGACGACGGUCCCAUGCCGGAAGUGCUCCGAGAAACAUUGAGGAAGCGAGAGAUUUCCGGCGCGAAAAUGCCGAAAGUAAUGUACGUAAACGCCACGGGCACGAAUCCCAACGGCGUCAUCAUACCACUCGAGAGACGAAAAGAGAUUUACAGUCUAGCCUGUGAAUAUAACUUUCUGAUCCUCGACGACGAUCCUUACCACUUCCUGCAUUAUGAAAAGGAAGAGCCCAAGUCGUUUUUAUCUCUCGACACAGAAGGUCGAGUGAUAAGGUUGGAUUCGUUCUCGAAGGUGAUCAGUAGCGGCAUCAGAGUAGGUUUCAUGACAGCCGCAGCUCCGCUGAUAGCCAGCAUAGAGCUUCACUUGCAGAGCAGUCACCUACACGCCCCUACGUUAUCGCAGGUAAUACUAUACAAGCUGAUAAAACUUUGGGGUUACGAUGGUUUAAUGGCACAUUACAUGAGAAUAAGAUGUUUCUAUAAACAACGACGAGACACUAUUUCGGCGUUGGCCCACAAGCAUUUAAAUGGCUUGGCAGAUUUUGAGGUGCCUAAAGGUGGAUUUUUCUUAUGGAUUUAUGUACGAGGAAUCAAGGAUACUUGGAAGAUGAUCAUGCAACGGGGUGUUAUGGAGGGUGUCAUUAUGGCUCCAGGAGCAGCAUUUAUGAAGAACUCUUCAAAAUCCUGCAACGCCAUCAGGGCGAGUUUUUCCAAAGCUUCUUAUGCUGAAAUGGACCAGGCCAUGGAGCGGUUAGCACAAUUAAUACGGACGGAGUUAAAUAAUAAUUAUAUUGAAAACGUGGACACAUGAUAAUAGUAUUAUACAUAUAACUACAGCAGUCAAUAUUGAGAACUGCGAGGAGCAGUCGGUAAUAGAAUGAAGGUGAAACGAAGGUCAAAAGAUGUCUCGUUUAAGUUAAAUCUUAAGUAAUCAUCAUUUUUAUUCUUUGAAAGCUUUUCUACUACAAUAAGGAGAAUAAAAA
This is a messenger RNA of Pseudomyrmex gracilis, 1776 nucleotides long. Its product is annotated as kynurenine/alpha-aminoadipate aminotransferase, mitochondrial-like. The transcript is spliced from 8 exons. Gene Ontology annotation, biological process: biosynthetic process. The record is from RefSeq and is a predicted model, not a curated record. Gene Ontology annotation, molecular function: L-kynurenine:2-oxoglutarate transaminase activity; pyridoxal phosphate binding. NCBI's taxonomy places the organism in Eukaryota, Metazoa, Arthropoda, Insecta, Hymenoptera, Formicidae. Bases 330 to 1604 code for a protein of 424 amino acids.